AUGAUUAAAGAAGACAUUGUUAAGGAAGUUAACAAUGCAGGGAUGUUUUCGGUACAAAUGGAUUCUACUCAAGAUGUCUCUGCACAUGAUCAAUGUGCCAUUGUUGUGCAAUAUAUUGUGGAAGAUAAAGCUAAAGAGCGAUUGGUACGCUUUGUGAAUGUUGAGGACUCCAGCAGCAAGGGCUUACAUGAUUUGCUAAGAGAUUCUUUGUCUGACAUUGGACUGAAUUUGGAGCAGUGUAUUGGUGAUUCCUUUGAUAGAGCUGCUAACAUGAGUGGCACAUAUACAGGAUUGCAAGCAUUGAUGACAGAAGUGCGUCCUAGUCACAUUCAUACGUGGUGCUAUGCUCAUGUCCUAAAUCUUGUUAUAUGUGAUACAAGCAGUGUAUGUGUUCCAGCAGUGAGUUUGUUUGGACUUCUUGGUAACUUGUCCACCUUUUUCUCUGAGUCCUACAAAAGGAUCAAAAUUUGGGAAGACCAGCUGAAAGCCAAGACUGGAAGUGCUAAACUGAUAAAAUUGGUACUACCAGGUGGUCAAGCAAAGCCAGAGCCCUUCGAAAACUUUGCGGAACAUAUGAAAACCACUCUGAGGAAUUAUAUUCUGACCUCAUCCUUGUUCUGAAGCAUGUAAGUAGUUCAUCUGAUUUUAGAAAUUCUGUUCGUCAUGAGGCUCUAAAACUAAAUGAAAACCUAUGUACAUUUGAAACCAUCCUGGCCGCUUUUACAUUCAUAAGAAUUUUUGACAUUACUACUCCCGUGUCAGAUUACUUGCAGUCACCAGCCCUUUACAUUAUGCAGGCAUGGCGAAUGGUUGAGGAUGCUACAAACCGUUUAUCAAAAAUUUCAAGAGACUUUUCAGGAGUCUGUGGAUCUGCAACAACUUUCAUUGAUCACCUGAAUGAAAAACUAGCUGCAGAGGACAUUGCCAUCAGUAAAUCUUUCACAGAACACCGAUCAACAAGAUGUGUAGUUCCUGCAAAUCAACAACACAGCUUUGAAGUUUCAUGCUACAAUGUCAUCUGUGAUAAAGUUUUGGAAAGUAUGAGAACCAGAUUUGCCACUCAUGGCAAACUUUACAUGCAGAUUUCAUGUUUUGACCCAAAUCGGUUUGAGGAAAUACUGGCUUCUCCUGAAAAAAUAAAGUUUGAUGCCAUUUCUACAGCUGUUCCUGAAAUUGAUGGCCCUGUUCUUCGUGAAGAAUUGAUUUCAUUUGCAUCAAGUUACAGAAAUCUCUCCAGAGGACUGUUUGAUAGUGAUGAUGAAACAUUGAGCUCUGCUGGAGAGGAAGAACCUGACUUCUCUGACUCUGAGCCAUCAGCUUGUAAGCCUUCUAUGAAAAAACUCUGCUGCCAAAAAUGCACGUCCUGUGCAUUUAAGCUGCUUUUUCAGUACAGAUUAUGUUCAUCGGCCUAUGAAAAUCUUUAUAUGGCAUACAAGUACUUGAUCACUCUAAGCACCACACAAUGCUCCUGUGAACGGUGUUUUUCAAAGUUGAAAAUUCUAAAAUCAAGACUUAGAUCAACGCUUACUCAGCAAAACCUGGAGACAUUGAUGCUUAUUGCAAUAGAGAAAGAUGUUUCUUUAAGCAUAAAGAGAGACAAAGAGAAAAUCAUAGACCGUUUUGGCAAGACAUCUGCUGAACUCCACUCUCUGCUUCUCUUUUAA
Molecule: messenger RNA, 1664 nt
Organism: Pelobates cultripes (western spadefoot toad)
Lineage: Eukaryota; Metazoa; Chordata; Amphibia; Anura; Pelobatidae
Source: the annotation of a GenBank genome assembly